AUGACAAGUCAUCUUCCCGUUGGUUUUUGUGUGACCGAAGAACGUGGUCUUGGCGCACGAUCCACUUUUACUAGUCCUCUGUACUGUCCAGAAGCUGCUCAUCUAUCCGAUUCGGGGAUUUCUGUCUCCAACUCUAAGAUUGAUGUGCCAACAGAAAGUAUUUCCUGCUCACCACCAGGGUUCACACCUACUCUCUGUAAAUCUGACGCUGCCACCGAUCUGCGAAAGCCUCUGAGUUGUCUUAAUGGUAAUGUACCACACUUCACGCCAUAUUUUCAGCAUCAGUUUUCCGGGCAGUCUUCAACGCCAUCAUAUUUGGUGUCACCGUUGUCGAAGCUGCGAUUAGAUGACUGCGCUGAAGUGGAAAGUUCAUUCGUGGAAACUCGUAGCCGUGCGCUUCUGCCGAGUUGGGUUAUGGAUGGACAAGGCCGCAUAAUUGCUCCACUAAGUAGAAUUCUAGAAGACGACCUACUGCCAGUUUUUGCCAGGGACAAGUCGGGGUGUACUUUCCUACAAGCAAACUACCCUGCUGAGGGGACACCAGAAAGAGAGACACUUGGGAAGCAGCUGCUUGAGAAUGGCGAAUUGUUUGAGGCCCUCUGCUCGGAUGUGUUUGGAAACUUCUUUAUUCAAUGUGCGGUCCAACAUUCGACUCAAUUAGAGCAGAGAUGGAUUAUAAGUCACAUGCUUGGUCACAAGCUUUAUCCAAUGUGUUUGAACCGUUAUUCAUGUCGUGUUGUCCAGAAAGUGAUAGAGUGUUUGCCUGAAGAACUAAAGAGCUUGCUCAUGCUGGAACUCCAUAGCUGCAAUCUUGUUAACUUGUGCACUGAUCAGAACGCGAAUCAUGUUAUUCAAAAAAUUAUGACAACUUUCCCGCUCUCCCAAUGGCAGUUCAUAGUGGAACAUUUCAUUCGUAAUCGUGAGGAACUCUUCAGUGUAGCGGAGAACAAGUACGGUUGUCGUGUUGUGCAACUUGCCAUUGAGGUACUUUCUGACAGUACUAAGAAAACAAAUAAACGCAGACCGCAGAUGCUUGAAGAAAUAAUGAGCCAUUUGGUUUCUAAUUGCGAACGUUUGGCUUCCAACGAGUUUGCAAAUUACGUCAUUCAACACGUUAUAAAGGCAGGGCCUCUGUCGGAUUACCGAGAUAGACUCAUCGAGAUGUGUUUGUUGAGGAAUCUGUUGUCUCUAUCCCAAGAGAAGUAUGCAUCUCAUGUAGUUGAAAAAGCUCUGGAAUAUGCUCCUCCUGCUCUACUGGCUGAAAUGAUGGACGAGAUAUUCGAUGGAUAUGUGCCUCAUCCUGAGACAAAGAAGGACGCUCUGGACAUCAUGUUAUUCCACCAGUAUGGCAAUUAUGUCGUGCAGCGCAUGCUUGACAUUUGUUGCGAAGCGGCUCGCGCUAAAAGAAAUGGAAUCAACCUACCUGACAUGGAACAGCGCAUGGAGUGGCUGGAUCGGCUCCAAACUCGAAUAGCUCAAAACCGUCAUCGUUUGGCAAGGUAUUCUUCUGGAAAGAAGAUUCUGACUACUCUCCAACAACUGAAUGAGUGUACACCGCAGACCACUCCAAUCCGUGGGCGCCGGCCAUGUCUUCCGGUUGUCCCUCCCAAUGAAGAACGCUUUUCCUCACCCGGCAUUCCAUAUAAUUAUGUGCUGAAGAGAGGAGAGAUGGGCUCGAUGAUGACCGACGCCGAGGAUCGAUUAAUGGUGGAUCUUUUUCGUGGAUAUAAUUCUCUAGUUCAGCCUGUACGAAAUAAAUCUGAACUGCCGAUGAUCAUAAAAAUUGCCAUGCAACUGGUCCUACUCAUCAACGUGGAUGAAAAGGAGCAAGUGAUGCACACGAACGUAUGGCUCACACUGAAAUGGCAUGAUUUUCAAAUGCGAUGGGAGCCGAACGAUUACGAUGGGAUAACGCAGAUUCGUGUAGCACCCGACAAAAUUUGGCUUCCGGAUAUUGUCCUUUUUAAUAACGCUGAUGGGAAUUAUGAAGUGUCGUUCAUGUGCAACGUGCUCAUCCAUCAUUCUGGAGAGGUCCUCUGGGUCCCACCAGCUAUCUACAAAAGCAGUUGCAUUAUAGAUGUCGAAUUCUUCCCGUUCGACGAUCAGCGGUGUAGUUUGACAUUUGGAAGUUGGACGUACAAUCGUGAUGAAGUCAAAUUAGACUUUCUGCAUGCGGAUCGAGUUGACUUUUCGGAAUAUGCGACCUCAUCGAUUUGGGAUAUGAUGGACGCUCCAGCGGUACUCACUGAGGAUAGAAGUCGGAUUGAAUUUCAAGUUAGAAUCAGACGAAAAACCUUGUUCUACACCGUUGUUCUUAUUUUACCAACGGUAUUAAUGGCUUUUCUGAAUGUGACCGUUUUCUAUCUACCUACUGCGUCAGGUGAAAAGAUGGGUCUGACCAUGAACGUCUUGCUGUCUAUCGUUGUGUUUCUGCUGCUGGUGUCAAAAAUUCUUCCGCCAACGUCGUCGUCGAUUCCGCUCGUGGCUAAGUACCUCCUGCUCACUUUUGUGCUCAACAUCAUCACAAUUCUUAUCACUGUGGUGAUUUGUAAUAUUUAUUUUCGUUCCCCAAUAACGCAUCGAUUACCACCAUGGGUCCGACUCGUGUUUUUAGACUGGUUGCCUUUAUUAAUGUGUAUGCAACGACCGAGAAGAAAAAAUAUUCUACAUCAAAGAAAGAAGAGGCUCGCGGAGGCAACAUCCAGUCAUCAGCUGACCACCCAAAAUCAUCAUCCACACUGUAGAGCGGCUGAUAACGUUCGAGAUGGAGCACCACUAAUUCGAAUAAGUCAACCGUCUUCUGAAGAUCUAGCUCCAGAUGCUCAACGAGCUGUUGAUGCUAUUGAAUUUAUCACCGAGAACAUGAAAGACGAUGAGAUCACAAAGCAGUACCGAGACGAUUGGAAGUUUGUGGCGAUGGUUGUGGAUCGCGUUUUACUGUACGGAUUCUUUGGAAUCACACUUGGAGGAACGAUAGGUAUUCUUUUUUCUGCUCCAACGGUUUUCGAACGGGUUGACGAACAGAAGCACUUACAAAAACUGAUACAACUCUACAAGUAUGGACUUCCUGUCAAUGAUAGUCUCAGUAUACCUCUGUAA
Messenger RNA from Necator americanus (New World hookworm), 3099 nucleotides. RefSeq lists its product as uncharacterized. Gene Ontology annotation, biological process: chemical synaptic transmission; regulation of membrane potential; monoatomic ion transmembrane transport. The transcript has 25 exons. Gene Ontology annotation, molecular function: transmembrane signaling receptor activity; acetylcholine-gated monoatomic cation-selective channel activity; mRNA 3'-UTR binding. NCBI's taxonomy places the organism in Eukaryota, Metazoa, Nematoda, Chromadorea, Rhabditida, Ancylostomatidae. The record is from RefSeq and is a predicted model, not a curated record. Gene Ontology annotation, cellular component: plasma membrane; synapse; cytoplasm. Bases 1 to 3099 code for a protein of 1032 amino acids.